AUGUCGUGGUUUUUUCAAUCAAAAAUCGCCAAAUCUCAUUUCUAUGUAUGGUAUUUGGGCUCGAAGGAGGCCGAUGGGGUUCGCGGGAGCGCGGUUGUUCUUCCCGUAAUGCGGCAAUUGUUAAAGGAGAGCUUCAAGAAGACGCCAAGUAAGGCAACGGUUCAAUUGUCCUCAAAAGGCCUCAAGCUUAUCCAAUCGGUGCCGGCGAUGUCGCGAAGCGGAAAAGUGAAAAUGCAAUUGGUUAAAUUUCAAAUUGCCGCCAACUGCAUAACGUACAGCAUCACCGGCAAAGCGCCAUUCGACGACGUCGUCGGCGUCGUCAUGCUCGUCCUCAAUCCCGAAAUGCAAUCGCCGAUGCACGUGCACUGCUAUCGUUGCGAUUCGGCCGAAACCGCGCAAAUAAUGCUCGCCAAUUUGCAGCUUCUCCUCUCGCGUCCCGACGUUCAACGCUCAAUAAACGACCUCGAGCAUCGGCUUUUCCUCUCCGGCCUUCUUGUACCUCGAACGAACAAUAACAACAAUAAUAUGAAACCGCAAAGAUCGCACUCGAAGAGCACUUCGCGGUCGAAUAGUCAACUCGAAGAGCGCCCGUCGUCUCUUGAUCGCCGCCUAAUCGAUCUCGAAAAAGAAUUGGCACCGCGCCGAAAUGCUCCGACGAUUUCGCGACGAGUCGUCGAUGAGCUCAAAAAUCGGCUGAUCGGCGAAACGCGAAUGUACGGACGGCAGAGUAGAGAGAGCUCACUCAGCCGGUACGAGUCGGAAAAGCGCGCCUCGUUGUCGGAAUUGCCGAUCGAGUCGGACUCAUCGCGCUAUCGAAUGUUCGGCGAUACGAUAUUGAGAGACACGAAGACGAAAUCGAGGAGUUUGGACGAUUUGGCGACGGAUCCGAUUGUCUCGACUAAUCUUCGAGGUCUUGACGCGCCGAUUCCGCCGCGUCGUUUCGCGCGCGUAGAUCACGUUUCGGACCCUUUUGGGCACACCAACUACGAGCGUACGAACACCUUAGAGGGAUUCUGGAAACAGCGAAUGCGCCGCUCCAGCAGCAUCAAACUCGAUUUUUAG
Caenorhabditis bovis is the source of this 1062-nucleotide messenger RNA. NCBI's taxonomy places the organism in Eukaryota, Metazoa, Nematoda, Chromadorea, Rhabditida, Rhabditidae. The record is from the annotation of a GenBank genome assembly.